UCAAGGAUGCAUUACCUAGUGCCGCGGUCACCGUCACCGUCACAGGCACCCUCAACCCCACCCCCAGCCCGGCCCCGGCCCCUCUCUCUCCCUCACCCGCACCUGUUCGCAAGCUCCCGGGGAUCCCAGGUGCGGGCAACCGGGAAAUUCCACGCCCCGCGGAGACCCGCCAGCUCUGGGGAGGGGAAAGGGGGACGCGCAAUCCAGUGACGCUCCCGGGCAAAUAUCCCAGAUUGUGCCUUUCUAGCCAAGAAGUAUGGAGGUGAUUCAUGGCAGGCCCUACUGUUGCAGGGAGUUAGAAAGAGCUGACAUUCUCUCAGACACUUUGUUCUCUGAUGAACUGCACACUCCGCUACUAUCAACCACUCGCCCAACUGCCUCAGAAGACAGGUAUCAGGAAUUAAGGGAGUCACUCCACCAAUGUAAGCUUCCAUGGGGUGCUGAAAGGGAAUACGGUGGGAUUAUACCGAUUUCGCUGCCUGAUGAACACAGGCCAAAAUAUGAACCUCCUCGUGUCAUGAGCAAAGGACAUCAGCAUUAUGGAUUUGGUGGAGAAACCUGGCCAAGAAAACUUCCUGUUGAACAAUACUAUUAUUUGACACAGAACCAAAAAAGUGACGUCUAUGGAAAUGAUUCCUUGUUGCCCAAACCAUCUAAUUCAACAAUAAGCGAAAUCUGCUUACCAUAUCCAAUUGAUCACCCUUACCAUACACACAUCUCUCGUGGAGCCAUGUUCCCGACCUUUACGUCACCUAAGGAGCUCUACAAUGGUAUUAAAGCCUGCACUCACCAGCCAUUUGCUCCCACGGUGCCAACCAAGACCUAUGAUUCAACGAUUUUGAAGACAAGAGGUAAUCCUUAUAGAUACGAACUGCUUGAUUUUCCCACGGAUUCAAAGAAGAAAUCAUUGGCGUGGCCAGGUCAGGAUGUGUAUUAUGAUAUUCCUAAAUGUGCAGAGAAAAAUAAGCCAACAUUCUACCCAAAACCACCUAAAACUUUCGCUCCCAACACUUCUUUAAAUACAUGGGAUGUUCUUAAGUCCAUAAAAGAAGCCAACAUACGAAGAAAUCUUGAAAGGUCCCAUUGGAUCUCUUCAUACAAUCAUGAUUUUACAGGUCUGGGACCCAUGAACCCCCUUGAACUGGAUGAUUACCACGAAAAGGAGGUAGCAGAAUUAACUGGACAGAAAGGAUUUGACGCACAGCCUCAAGAAAAAUUCCACUCUAUUUUAAAACCCUCCAGACCCUUGGAAGGGCGAAUCGCCCGACUUACUCAGAAUCGACGUCCUCUGGAGGCUAUUAUUCAGCAAAGUCCACGUUCCUGUCCAGAUUGUACCCCUAAUGUUUUGUGUACUUUUCAUACCUUUAUACCCAGUUCUGUAGAAAUGAUGGCACUAAGUGAUAAUAUACCAGCUGGCGUGACCCAUAAAAACCAGGAUAUUGAAGAGAAGAUCAAGGAAGAACAAAGCUUACUAUCUAACUACUCACUCAAACCUUCUUACUCAACAAAGGAUCUGACUAGCAUUUAUGACAUAAAAUCAUUUCCAAAAAUCACAGAUACUAAAAAGACAGAAGAUUUGUACUGGAGACAGCUGUCAUCAAAACCCCGACCUAUAUCUUACUGUAAAUCAAGCGAAUACAUUCCCUAUGAACGCUCUAAAUCUACCCUACACAAUCCAUAUAAUAUAAGUAGAAACCGGGUUAGCUUUGCUAAACCUAGUCUUUUACAAACCAAACCAGACAUGGAAAUAAUCAAUUUAGAACGUAAAUAUUUAGGUAAGCCAGAAGAACAGCUGGGCUUGAACAUGGAAAAAAACGAAGAAAUAAGAUCUACUCUGGGUUGGAUUCCUAAAGCUGGAGUGACCAAGCCUCAGACCAACCUUCUGGAUCUUAAAAACUCUUUCUCAAAAACUGGUGCACAAAAACGUUUCUAUAAAUCAAUUCUAGAUGACCAUAAAGACCUUAGGGAUAAGGUGAAUUCAGGGAUGAAACACCAAUUCUAUGGCCAUAAUUCCUAUGAUUUCUAUAAUUGA
Molecule: messenger RNA, 2032 nt
Organism: Urocitellus parryii (Arctic ground squirrel)
Lineage: Eukaryota; Metazoa; Chordata; Mammalia; Rodentia; Sciuridae
Gene: Spmip4
Product: sperm microtubule inner protein 4
Cellular component (GO): centrosome
Source: RefSeq, a predicted model, not a curated record